Messenger RNA from Soboliphyme baturini, 360 nucleotides. The record is from the annotation of a GenBank genome assembly. NCBI's taxonomy places the organism in Eukaryota, Metazoa, Nematoda, Enoplea, Dioctophymatida, Soboliphymatidae.
AUGGACCACCACUGUCCAUGGAUAAAUAACUGCUGUGGCUUUGCUAACCAGAGGUCAUUCAUCCUGUUCCUGUUUUGGGCAGUGGUCGGUUCUUGCCACGCUUGUGUGGUUCUCGGCUGCAGUAUAUACCGCGCCUUGUUUCGGCCUUGGUAUCUGGCAUACGGUACAGGCAAAGAGCCGAUCGUCGAACUCGGUUUGCUGGGUCUGCUGCAUGCCAUUUUUAGCUUGGGCUUCGCGGCAGGCGUCGUUGUUGCCGUUGGAGUGUUGUUGAUUAUGCAGGUUAAGAACGUGUUUCACAAUCGAUCUGGCAUUGAGGAGUACAUUAUUUCAAAGGUAACGAAUUGGUCUGCUCAGAAAUAG